Molecule: messenger RNA, 1193 nt
Organism: Caenorhabditis auriculariae
Lineage: Eukaryota; Metazoa; Nematoda; Chromadorea; Rhabditida; Rhabditidae
Source: the annotation of a GenBank genome assembly
AUGCGAGUGCAAAUUAAUCCAAUAAUUAAAUUGUAUCCGAAGAAUUAUAGAAACAAUAAAGAAUUUGAUGCGUUAUGCGGAUGUUGGUUCGGCCCCCAGGUCGCCGACGGGCCCGGAGCUUCCUUAAAAGGACUGCGGGACAACUCCGGGGUAGAUGGCGGUGAUCCCAGAUAACUGUGGUUCAUCAUCAUCAAACAAACGCUUCAUAUACAACUCUUUAUGCUCUGGAGAGUAUAAGAUAAAGCUCAGGAGGCCAUACAAUAAAAGCUACGAUAGUAAAACUUGGUAAAAGAAACGAAAUCCUGAUUUAUUCUAAUCCCAGUUUCCGAAUAUCAAAAAAACUCAGCCUAAAUUAUGACAUCCUUUCAAAAGAAUCGUAGUCCUGAUUUCCUGAUUAUGAAUCAACCAAAAAUCAGAAAUAAACCCUGAGAACUUCUUCCAUCUAAAAGGAAGUUCUCGGCCAACAUGGGUAAAUUCCAAACAAAAAAAAACAUAAACUCAGGUCUCGAAUCCAAAAGCAACCUAGGUUCUGGUGUUAAAAUAAAAAAAAACCUAGAUCCUGCCAAACAACAUAAAAUGGAAGGUGAAAGCGUGAAACAUGGGAGCGAAGCUCAACCAAAACUCUACACUUUGAACGAGAAUGCCAAUCAAACAACAAGCAACGUUGUGACGAAAGAAUGCUCUCCAUAAAAACCUCUCCGUCUAUUUCCCGCUCUUUUCUAACCAAAAACAAAACCUAUCAGAAAAAAGAUCAAAAGAAAUUAGAAUUGAGCGCUCCGACGCAAACGCUUUCCCGGUUGAGGGUCGCCAUAGGGCGCACAUUCGUUGCUGCUGUCGAAAAUUCCUUUUUAACCUUUUUUAAAAUCCUUUCUGUUUUCUUUUUUAUUUCUUAAGUACCGCAGAAAAACUCGCUUUCUUUUCAGGAAAGAUAUUUUCAGAUUGUUUUCGAGGAGCCCUUUGAUGUUCAUGAGGUCAUCGAUACGGUGUUUUCCACAACUCUUCUGGAGUUGAAGUGAGCUUGAAGAAUAUUUUCAAGAAUCAUUUUUGUUUUCAGGUCCUUUCUCAAAAAAAAAAAUCUUGUGAUCAAGAAACUGGCCGAAGUGACGACAUUUUUGUGUGGCGAACUGAUGCUCAAUAAUGGCAAAAUGAAUCAAGAUGUUUUCGGUCUCAAUUUGAACAGCCUCAAUCUGUAG